Messenger RNA from Oncorhynchus masou masou (cherry salmon), 8886 nucleotides. RefSeq names its product A disintegrin and metalloproteinase with thrombospondin motifs 20-like. Bases 328 to 6114 code for a protein of 1928 amino acids. Gene Ontology annotation, biological process: extracellular matrix organization; proteolysis. Gene Ontology annotation, molecular function: zinc ion binding; metalloendopeptidase activity. Gene Ontology annotation, cellular component: extracellular matrix. The record is from RefSeq and is a predicted model, not a curated record. NCBI's taxonomy places the organism in Eukaryota, Metazoa, Chordata, Actinopteri, Salmoniformes, Salmonidae. The transcript is spliced from 38 exons.
GCGCUUAUGGUGCAAGGGGUGUUCUAUGGAUGGCUAAGGAAAAGCUUAGUUGGCACUGAUCCCUCCUUUUCAUAUAGACGUAGCUUACAUUAGGCAGCAAAUAGUCUGUUAUGCAUCGUAAAUAGUGCGUGUUUACAGAGCAUAGUGAAUGCAUGUUUAGCCAUGCGAUGAGGCCAGUGCACUUUGCAAGACUUGUGCUGCAGAGAGCCUCCGCAGAUCCCACGACCUGUUGCUGACAAGCUGGGAGAAGGAGAGGUGAGAGCCGCUUGAGAAGGGUAGCCUACUGCCUUGGAGACGAGAGCCGGUGGUUUCUUCACCAGGGAAAUCAUGCAGUUUGCAAUUUGGCUGGUUGGACUAAUGUGUCAUCUGUCAGCACUUGUCCGGAACUCCUUGGAAUACCGAUUGCAUCCGAAACAAGAAAGUUUCAUCAAACAGUUGUCAUCCUAUGAAAUUAUCACCCCGCUGCGGAUAAAUGAUUUCGGAGAAUCAUUCACCCACAAGUUUCACUACAAAAGGAAACGGAGAAGUGUUAAUUCUGAUUAUUCGGAUGGUUUAAGUGUUCACUACAGAAUUGAGGCAUUCGGACAACGCUUUCAUCUCAAUCUAACCGCGGACUCCGGUUUUAUUGCCCCCGCGUACACUGUGACACAUUUGGGAGCGGAACACAGCAACGCAACGGAGUCCCAACAACAAGAAGACAGCGAUAUGCGGCACUGCUUUUUCCGCGGACACGUCAACGCCAAGAUUGAAUCCACUGCAGUCUUCAGUCUGUGCACUGGUCUUAUCGGGACUUUUACCACCCAGCAUGGUGAAUACUUCUUAGAGCCCCUGAUGAAGGCGGAGGAGGGGGAGGAGUACGACGAGGAGCACAACAAACCUCACCUCGUCUACAGACAGGACAGGAAGAGGAGAGAGGGCCCUGCCAGUGAACCCACACAACCCUGUUCAGCCUCAGGGGAAGGAUCGGAAAGGCCAGUUGUCAAUCUUCAGAGCGAUAGGAGUAUGGGAGAAGAGUUGGAUUCCCUGAGAGAUAGAAUGGACAUCCACCACACCGGUUACGAGAUAGACCACACGAUAGAACAUCACGUAGGCAACCACACCACCAACUCUUCAGACCCCCGUCACAGAGCCCCGUCCAGGCAGAAAAGGUUCCUCUCGUACCCCCGCUACGUGGAACUGAUGCUGACUGCUGACGUCAAGAUGGCGCGCCACCACGGACGCAACCUCGAGCACUACAUCCUAACAAUCAUGUCAGUAGUUGCUGCGGUCUACAGCGACCCAAGUGUAGGAAACCUCAUCAACGUCAUGAUUGUCAAGCUGAUCGUCAUCCACAAUGAACAGGAUGGGCCCUCGAUCAAUUUCAAUGCUGCUACUACCCUCCACAACUUCUGUGUCUGGCAACAGACCCAAAAUGUCCAGGACGACAGUCACCCUUCCCACCACGACACUGCACUCCUCAUAACAAGGGAAGACAUCUGCCGAGCGAAAGACAAGUGUGACACAUUGGGGCUGGCGGAGCUGGGGACCAUGUGUGACCCGUACCGGAGCUGCUCCAUCAGCGAAGAGAACGGACUCAGCGCUUCAUUCACCAUCGCUCACGAGCUGGGCCAUGUGUUCAACAUGCCCCACGAUGACAACCCCAAAUGCAGGGAGGCAGGCAUGAAGCACCAGUAUCAUGUCAUGGCGCCCACCCUCAACUACGACACCAGCCCCUGGUCCUGGUCCAAAUGUAGUCGCAAGUACAUCACCGAGUUUCUGGACACAGGGUAUGGAGAGUGCCUAUUGGACGAGCCAGUGAGCAGAACGUACGAGCUGCCCAACCACCUCCCUGGACAGGUUUACAACGCCAACCGGCAGUGUGAGCUCAUGUUUGGCCCCGGCUCCAUGGUCUGCCCAUACAUGAAACAAUGCAAGAGGCUUUGGUGUACGAGUGCUGAGGGGGACCAUAAAGGGUGUCGGACACAGCACAUGCCCUUGGCUGAUGGGACAGACUGUGGACAUGGAAUGCACUGCAGACAUGGGAAGUGUGUGAACAAGGAGUUGGACCUGCGGCCGGUCCAUGGGGAGUGGGGCCCCUGGGGACCCUACAGUGUCUGCUCCAGGACCUGUGGAGGAGGCACCAGGAGCACCUCCAGAGACUGCAACAACCCUGAGCCCAGGAACAGAGGAAAGUUCUGUGUGGGUCGAAGGAUGAAGUUCCGGUCGUGCAACACUGAGCCGUGUCCCAGAGGACAAAGAGACUUCCGCGAGGAGCAGUGCUCUCAGUUCGACGGCAAGCACUUCAACAUCAACGGUCUACCUCCCACCGUCCGCUGGAUGCCCAAGUACAGCGGUAUUCUAAUGAAGGAUCGGUGCAAGCUCUUCUGUCGGGUUACCGGGACAAUGGCCUACUAUCAGCUGAAGGACCGCGUCAUCGACGGCACACCAUGUGGCCCAGACACCUACGACAUCUGCGUUCAAGGCCUCUGUCGGCAAGCAGGCUGUGACCAUGUGUUGAACUCCAAGGCGAAGAACGACAAGUGUGGAGUGUGUGGAGGGGACAACUCCUCCUGCAAAACCCUCGCUGGGACCUUCAACGACGCCGAGUAUGGUUACAACACAGUAGUUCGGAUCCCUGCGGGAGCCACCAACAUUGAUAUCAAACAGGUCAGCUACUCUGGGAAGCCGGAGGAUGACAACUACCUCGCUUUAUCUGACAGCCAUUCUAACUCUCUCCUGAAUGGAAACUUUGUGGUGGCCAUGUUCAAAAGGGAAAUCACCUUCAAGGGAACCGUCAUUGAGUACAGCGGCUCAGACACCAAAGAGGAGCGCAUCAACUGCACUGAACGUGUUGAGGAGGAACUCAUCCUACAGGUUCUGUGUGUGGGGAACCUGUACAACCCAGACGUGCGCUACUCGUUCAACAUCCCCAUCGAGGAGCACAGGGAACAGUUUGUGUGGGACCCCUCGGGCUCCUGGCUGGAGUGCAGCCGCAUGUGUCAGGGUGAGCGAUGGCGCAAGGCAGCGUGUGUGAGGAAGAGUGACCACCUGGGGGUUUCUGACCAGCGCUGUGAGCCUCUACCCCGUCCCAACGCUGCCAUUGAGCCAUGUAACACUGACUGUGAACUCAGGUGGCACAUAGCAGGGAAGAGUGAGUGCUCUGCUAAGUGCGGCCCUGGCUACCGGACCCUGGACGUGCAGUGUAUGAGGUACAGCUCGCUGAAGAGGCAGAGUGAGAGGGUGGAGGGGAGGGCGUGUUCUGACCUACCCAAACCACAGGCCAGAGAGGCCUGCCACGGCGACUGUCUGCUCAAGAGCUGGCAGUACAGCACCUGGUCCCAGUGUUCUAAGACGUGUGGUCGCGGGGCUCGUACCAGGGACUCCUACUGUAUGAACAACCUGGGGAGGAGACUGGUGGACAGGGACUGUAGUGACUCCCUGAGACUGGUUGCCGAGAGCUGCAACGACCAGGCCUGCCCUGGCUGGUCAGCCAGCGAGUGGAGCGAGUGCUUGGUGACGUGUGGGAAGGGGAUGAGGCACAGGCAGGUGUCCUGUAGCAUGGGGGUAGGAGAGGAGAAGCUGAGCGAACACUUCUGUGACCCGAACGCUAAGCCUGCUGCUGUGGGGAGCUGUGAGCUGCCAGAGUGUGCCUCCUGGCAGGUCGGAGUCUGGGGACCGUGUGCGGUGACGUGUGGCCAUGGUUACCAGAUGCGGGCUGUGAGGUGUGUGUCAGGGGCGUAUGGUGACACGGUGGAUGACAGGGAGUGUAACGCUGCUUCCAGACCCAGGGACAGCCAGGACUGUGAGGUGGCACCGUGUCCCUGGGCCUCUCCUCAACACAGCACUGUCCGCCCUGACAGCUCUGGUCAGCUCCUCCCACAGUGGAGAUACGGCUCCUGGACCACGUGCUCUGUCUCCUGUGGGAAAGGGAAGCGUGCCCGUUACGUCAGCUGUCGGGACGCCCAGGGUGGAGUGGCAGACGAGUCCUACUGUGCCCAGCUGCUCCGGCCUCCAGAAUCCUCAGCCUGCUUCAGCCCGUGUGGCCAGUGGCGCUCCUGGGAGUGGUCUCCUUGUUCAGUGACGUGUGGUGUGGGCCGGGCCACCAGGCAGGUGGUGUGCAGUAACUACCACCACCAGGUUGCCGAGUCCUUCUGCGAUCAGGACGAGAGGCCCAGCACAGAGCAGGAGUGUACUGGUGCCCCCUGCCCCUCCGUGUACCACCAGAGGCCCAACGACCAGCCCUACAGCCCCCACGACCCCGCCAGCCACCCGGGACACAGCAGCUGGAACGUCCCCUCGGCAGACAACCAGUGGAGGACGGGGCCCUGGGGAGGAUGCUCCAGUACGUGUGCGGGGGGCUUCCAGAGGAGGGUGGUGGUGUGUCAGGAUGCGGAGGGUCGCAGCACCAGCCACUGUGACCAGAGGGUCAAACCUGCCGAGUCCAAGAACUGCGACUCAGGACCCUGCCCUCUGUGGAACUACGGCAUCUGGGGAGAGUGUACCCAGACGUGUGGUGGAGGCAGGAGGACGCGCCAGGUGGUAUGCCAACGGCCCAACGGUCAAAGACUCAACGACCACAACUGUGACAUCCUGGACAAGCCUCCUGACGUGGAGCAGUGUAACCUGGACCUGUGCCCGGGCAGCGCAUCCUGGCACCGCCGACCAUGGAAGCCGUGUUCUGUGAGCUGUGGCCGUGGGACCAAGGAGCGGGAGAUAGCCUGUGUUUACCCAAACCAAACCCGAAAAGAGGAAGAUCACUGCAGUCAUCUGUCACGUCCCCGGACACAAAAGGCCUGCCGAGCCCGGGGAUGCCCCAGCUGGAAAGCCAACAGGUGGAGCGAGUGCUCUGUCCCCUGUGGAGUAGGGGUCCAGAACAGAGAAGUGUACUGCAGACUGAAGGGUACAGGACGGGUAAGAGAAGAGCUGUGUGGUUCCCACAACCAUCCUGCCACUGCCCAGCCCUGCCAGGCUACUGAGUGUCUCCAUUACACCUGGGCAGCCGGAGAGUGGCAAGAUUGUAACGCCACCUGUGGAGAGGGUAUGAGGAACAGGAAGGUUCUGUGCGUGGGGGCUGGGCUGACCCCUGUCCAGGACGCCCUCUGUGACCCCUCUUCUUGCCCUGCCCUGCGCCAGCCCUGCAGUGGAGCAGCCUGCCACUACACGUGGAUGACAGGGGAGUGGUCACAGUGCUCUACCAGCUGUGGAGUUGGCUACCAACAGCGUAUAGUGUCCUGCUCUGUGAUGCCAUCCUCCCUGACCCUGCACCCAUAUGAUGCCCAGUCCUCUGCACAGUCCCGCCCCCACUGUCCAGAGCCCCACCCUCCUGGCACCAGACAGUGCCUCCUUAGGGACUGCCUACAAGCUGCCUACUGGAAAGUUGGCCCAUGGAGCAAGUGCUCCCAGACGUGUGGAGCGGGAGUGAAGGAGCGCAGGUUGGAGUGUCUGGCCUCUAAAGGCCAACCGUCCAAACACUGCCGUCCAGCCGAGAGGCCCGAGUCACGGGCCGCCUGCCGAGAGCGAGAGUGUCAGCUGUUCAUGUCCUGUAGAGAGGUCCAGAUGAGACAGGAAGUGAGGAUGGAUGGGGAGUUCAACCUGAAGGUCAAGUCCAGGAUACUGCAGAUCUUCUGUGCUGAGAUGCAGACUGAUUUCCCUAAGGAAUAUGUUACACUGCGGAGCAGUCAGACAGACAACUACUCGGAGGUCUAUGGAUACAGGUUGCUGAACCCUUUUGAGUGCCCGUAUAAUGGCAGCAGAAGGCAGGACUGUGACUGCAGGAACGAUUACUCUGCAGCGGGAUACACUCUCUUCCACAAGGUCCGCCUGGACAUCAGCUCCCUGAGGAUAAUGACCACAGACCUGCAGUUCUCUCAGACCCUGCUUGGCCGUCCCGUCCCGUUCGCCACGGCGGGAGACUGUUACAGCGCUGCCAAGUGUCCUCAGGGCCAGUUUAGCAUCAACCUCAUAGGGACUGGUCUGAAAGUGGCUGAGACAACCAAGUGGACCUCACAGGGCAACUAUGUCUCUGUCAAAGUCCACAGAUCAGAGGACGGGGCAAGAAUCUACGGUCGCUGUGGUGGCUUCUGUGGGAAGUGCAUUCCCCAGCCUCACAACGGCCUGCUGGUUCAGGUCCAGUAAGGGUCGGAGCAACGUCAGACCAGGCAGUGAAACACACACCAGACCAGAGCUUCCGGGGAUCCAAUGCACUUCAUUUGUGAAUGUGGCCACUAACUCCUCCCUUCAUCACCCCUUCCUCCCCACCCGGCAGCUAGAACAUAGGGACAGCUCAAAGAAUCUACGCUGAGUAUACAAAAUAUUAGGAACACUCUCCUAAUAUUGAGUUGCACUGCCCCCUUUUGCCCUCAGAACAGCCUCAAUUCGUUGGGGCGUGGACUCUACAAGGUGUCAAAAGCGUUCCACAGGGAUGCUGGCCCAUGUUGACUCCAAUGCUUCCCAUAGUUGUGUUAAGUUGGCUGGAUGUCCUUUGGAUAGUGGACCAUUCUUGAUACACACGGGAAACUGUUGAGUGGGAAAAACCCAGCAGCGUUGCAGUUCUUGACACAAACCGGUGCGCCUGGCACAUAAUACCUGUUCAAAGACACUUAAUUAUUUUGUCUUGCCCAUUCACCCUCUGAAUGACACACAUCCAUGUCUCAAUUGUCUCGAGGCUUAAAACACCUUAUUUAAACUGUCUCCUCCCCUUCAUCUACACUGAUUGAAGUGGAUAUUAACAGGUGACAUCAAUAAGAGAUCAUAGCUUUCACCUGGUCAGUCUAUGUCAUGGAAAGAUCGGGUGUCCUUAAUGUUUUGUAUACUCAGUGUACACACCGCAAGCCAUGCAGGGUCCUUUAAAAGAAGACGAGAGACAACCUUAUUAUGUUCCAUCCUCGCUAGUGUUUGUAAUUGUAGUGGUUACCAAUCUGCAUUGGGAUAUGAAAAGCAGAAUUUGUCAGACACUCUCACAUAUUCCAGCAUUGUACAGUCUCAAAGGGCCACAGUCAUAUUUCUGGUCGGAAGUUGCAACACUGAGGUAGCCACUGUAUAGUACCGAGCUUAGGGAAGAAUCCUCUCAUGGUUGGAAGUGAGAUCUUCCUCAUCUCGCAAAGGUACCAUUUUUCUGUUGGCCCUCAAAAGAAAGGUGAAAUAGUCAUUAUGGAACAAAGUGUUUUUAUUUUUCUACCGUCAGCGAGGAAACUUUUUGUUCUUAAAAUGGAACAUCUCACUCAAUAUUUGAAAUGUGUUCGCUAGCAGUGUCAUGACGCGUGGGUUAUUACUCAUUCCUGCCAAAAGGCUGUUCUUGUUAGUUAGGAUUAGGAUUAGUAUUAAUCCAAAAUGAUAGGAAGAAGAAAGCUACAGAUCAGGAGAUACGUCCAGACAUGGGUUUUUUCGGGAAAUAUUUGUUCACCAAUUAGUUAGCUAGGGUUUGUGUACUACUGUUGUUGUGCAUUCUUCUACUAAUGGUCAACCAGACUUGCCUUAUCUCAAAGGUCAAAGGUUACAGUGAGGAGUACUAUGCCUUCUGACCACUGCAUCCCAGACUAGUCCUCACGGUGCAGAACCCAAUGUUGCUGACUACUGACUGACAAUGUGAUUAGAAUAAUAUCUCUAGCAGGUCAUAGAGAGACAACCAAUAGACACUAACUCAUUGGUGAUGUGGUCUGGGGGGGGGAAAAAUGGUUGUUUGUCCCUGGAAAACAGUUUGUUUAUAUAUUUAAAUUAAUUCAUAAGGUGGGAACUGUUGUCUACAUCAUUUAAGAGGUGGAAAGUCAAGGCCGAGCUCUCAUCUCCAGUCAAAAACUAGUUUGGCUUAGUUCACUUGUGACAUUGUUUUCCAGAUCAUGUCCCCUGCACGCGACCCUACCUCUCACAAGCAUCCAUGAGAUGUAUUUCAUUAUAUCGUCAAAUAUUUCUUUGACCAUAUUUAUACUGUAAUGAUACAUAGAUACAUGUUUUUGUACUACAAUGACUACUAGAAGCCGGGAAGCUAUUGUUUGGUUUACUUGUUUGUUGCUGAAAUGGUAUUACAGUGUGUAGGGUGAGUAACUACUAAUCUGAAAGAGGCUCUUUGAAUGGUGCUUUAAUAGCACUGACAUCACCACUAAUCUUGAGAAGGAACUCACUACUGGCAUUGGAACUGCCAUUAGCUUCAUGCCUAGUGUAAAUGUACUACUACAGAAUAAUGCCCACAAUGCUUUGCAGAACAUGUCAUGGUCCUUUUAUUAAUGUAGCUGAAGACCAACCUGGAGGGUUGCCAGAUAUCCUGAACUACAUGAGUGAACCUGCCUGAAGUAGCUCUAUCAUCAUUUAGGUAAAUGGUACUCUUUUUCACCACUAUAACUGGGGCAGAUUUGGCAACCCUGCCAUGCUGGUACGCCGAUGUUAAGCUUUAACCAAAGUUUCAUAGAUGCAGAUUAGAACUUUUGUCAGACAAUGCAGCUACUUUUGAUUUAAGGAAUGGUAGGUAGAAAACCCCUUACAAAAGUCAAUGAGCAGCUAGAAAACCUUUGGCUAUCAUUCUUGUUUGAUAGGCAAUUAUACUAUGAUGAGGUCUGUAUCAGAAAUUGAAAGAAUACUUGAUGCACUAUGUGCCAUAAAUUUUGUAGAAAAGUAAUCCUGUUUGUUUCUUUUUUUAAAUAAUAGUUCAGAUUUGUAACUGAUGAUGUAUGUUUAUUUUUUAAUAUUCGUGUUUUGAAUGUAAUGGGAAUUGGUACGGAAUUGAACAAGAUGCUUGUUUGCUAUGUGUUAUCCAAAGAUGAUUUUAAGAAUCAUAUGUACUUACAGUGUGUACGUAGGUUAUAUAAAAUGGAAUGAUCCAGGUUCUAUGGUCACUAAUUGCAUCAACAUCAUAGGUCUUGCUACUUUACUAAUACUGUAAAAUAAGAAAUAAUAAAAUAUUUUAAUGCUUUUCAA